GAAUGAACGGGCCCCCUUUGAGCGUUGACCGUCCAGUUGAAAGGGAAGGGCGGGUACCGCACUACCUUCCUCUCUCCGGCGGGCCAUCCUCGCCCCCAAAACCCUAGCAACCGGGCCAGAAGGGUCGAGAAAGAGAAAGAGAGGCCCUUUCUUCCUGCCAUGGCGAUCCUCUACGCCGUGGUUGCGAGGGGGACUGUGAUCCUUGCCGAAUUCGCCGCCGUGACGGGAAACACUGGCGCCGUGGCCCGGCGCAUCCUCGAGAAGCUCCCCCCGGACUCCGACUCCAGGCUCUGCCUCUCCCAGGACCGCUACAUCUUCCACGUCCUCCGAUCCGAUGGCCUCACUUUCAUCUGCAUGGCCAACGAUACCUUCGGAAGGAGGGUUCCAUUUUUAUACUUGGAGGAUAUCCACAUGAGGUUCAUGAAAAAUUAUGGCCGAGUUGCUCAUUCUGCAUUAGCUUAUGCGAUGAAUGAUGAGUUCUCUAGAGUGCUACACCAGCAGAUGGAGUUCUUUUCCAGUAACCCAAGUGCAGAUACACUUAACCGUGUACGAGGUGAAAUCAGUGAGAUACACACUAUCAUGGUCGACAAUAUAGAGAAGAUAUUGGACAGAGGAGAUCGAAUUGCACUCCUUGUUGACAAAACUGCUACAAUGCAAGAUAGUUCCUUUCAUUUCAGGAAGCAAUCCAGGCGCCUUCGCCGAGCACUUUGGAUGAAAAAUGCAAAGCUUUUAGCCUUGUUGACAUGUGCCAUAGUCCUCUUGCUGUAUAUUAUAAUCGCUGCGUGCUGUGGAGGCAUUACUCUUCCAUCAUGCAGAUCAUGAUAUAUGUGUGGAUAUUUGGCAUUCAGAAGGCGCAUAUGACUACCUUCAUAAGUUUUGUUGCCUGUGGAAUGAAGCUCUGUUCAGCAACAAUCUUCUUGGUACAUUAGCUUAUGUGCUUGGUAGUUGCAAACCAAGGAUUUUUCCAUGCUGAAAAUUCCUUUUAUUAUUCUCAUUAUCCUGCUCUACAUUCCUUUUUUCUUUUCAAUUAGUUCUGUUGAUGCUGGGUUUUCUGUAUAGUGGUUGUAAUCAUUCUAUUACAUAAUCUUGCUUCAUGGUUAUCUCUUACUUCAGAAUAACUGCUUCUGUACCAAACAGUUGGUUUAGUGAGGUUGGAGGUUGUGUUGGGUCGCAAUGUCGCCAUUUUA
Messenger RNA from Elaeis guineensis (African oil palm), 1187 nucleotides. RefSeq names its product vesicle-associated membrane protein 714. Gene Ontology annotation, biological process: vesicle-mediated transport. The record is from RefSeq and is a predicted model, not a curated record. Gene Ontology annotation, cellular component: membrane. NCBI's taxonomy places the organism in Eukaryota, Viridiplantae, Streptophyta, Magnoliopsida, Arecales, Arecaceae.